GUGUCUCGGCAGUGACAGCUCCACUUUUAUAGAAGAAGAUUUUCAGCGCUGGCGCGGUGGCCAAGCUUGUUUUUGAUUCUGUGGUGUGGCUGUGUCGGUGCAAGGUGCUGUAUUUGUGAGUGAAAACAUUUGUCAGCUAUGAGUGAAUUCAGGAUUCACCAUGACGUGAGUGAGCUGCUCAACUUGCUGCAUGUCCGCGGUGGUGAUGGAGCAGAGGGCUAUAGUGACUUACUGCAGAAGCACAGGACUCCCUAUGUCACCACCACAGUCUCUGCUCACAGUGCCAAGGUUAAGCUGGCAGAAUUUUCUAAAACACCUGAAGACUUUCUGAAAAAAUAUGAAGAGCUCAAAUCAAAAAAUGUUCGCAAUCUUGACCCUCUGGUCUAUCUCCUUUCUAAGCUGUCAGAGGACAAAGAGACACUUCAGUCCCUGCAGCAGAAUGCCAAAGACAGAGCAGAGUCCUCUGCAAACACAACUUCCACCACAACCACCAGUUUCACGUUACCUCAGACCAGCACAAAGAUGUCUAUGCAGGAGCUUGAUGAGCUGCGGAAAAAACUUGGUAAUGUCACGGCCAGCGCUAAUGCUCCAAUGCCUGCUGAAGUAACACGGAAAAUGCUCAGAGACAGGCACAACAAAAAGAAUCCCACGCAGCCCAAUCCUGUUUUUCCUAACUGGGUUUAUGAUCGUCCUGCUCUGAUUGGAGAUUUCAUUACAGGCACCACCUCCACAGGAGAGCCACCUGUAGCAGUAGGAACAUUGCCUCUGGCAGUUCAAGAACAAGCCCUAGUUGAAGAUCUGCUCUUCGUGCUGAGUGGAGUUGAUGGCAGAGACAUCACUGCUCAGCCUGUCCUAGGACGACAAAACCGCUCUUUUAUUAUAGAUCCAACUCUGGACAUGUCUGUCAAAGAGCUAGUCAACAGAAUAUUACCCGUGGCAUCUUAUUAUUCAACUGUAACAAGAUUUAUUGAAGAAAAGUCAUCGUUUGAGUAUGGACAAGUGAAUCAUGCUCUGACUGCAGCGAUGAGGACCCUGAUGAAAGAGUACCUGAUCCUGGUCACUCAGUUGGAGCACCUCUUGCGCCAGGGCCUACUUUCUUUACAGAAACUCUGGUUCUACAUCCAACCUACAAUGAGAACCAUGGAGAUACUGGCCUCUAUAGCCUCUUCUGUGGACAAAGGAGAGUGCAUGGGUGGAUCAACAUUAACUCUGCUCCACGACAGGACAUUUAACUACACUGGGGACAGUCAGGCUCAAGAACUAUGUCUGUAUCUCACCAAAGCAGCCAGUGUCCCAUACUUUGAGAUACUAGAGAAGUGGAUUUACAGGGGCAUUAUCAACGAUCCAUACAGUGAAUUUAUGGUUGAAGAGCAUGAACUGCAGAAAGAAAAAAUCCAAGAAGACUACAAUGACAAAUACUGGGAUCAGAGAUACACAAUUGUACAGCAUCGAAUACCUUCAUAUUUACAGAAAAUGGCAGACAAAAUAUUAAGUACAGGAAAGUACCUCAAUGUUGUGCGAGAGUGUGGGCGUGAUGUGACCUGUCCGGAUGCAAAGGAGGUUUUGUAUACCCUCAAAGAGAGGGCCUAUGUAGAGCAGAUAGAGAAGGCCUUUAACUAUGCCAGCAAGGUACUCCUAGACUUCUUGAUGGAAGAAAAGGAGCUGGUAUCACGCCUUAGGUCAAUCAAGCACUACUUCUUAAUGGAUAAAGGGGACUUCUUUGUGCACUUUAUGGACCUCACAGAGGAGGAGCUAAAGAAACCUGUGGACGACAUUGUUCCUCCGAGACUUGAGGCUCUUCUGGAGUUGGCUUUGAGGAUGAGCACUGCGAACACAGACCCGUUCAAAGAUGAUCUGAAGAUCGACUUAAUGCCGAAUGACGUCAUCACGCAGCUCCUGAGAGUGCUGGCCAUCGAGACGAAGCAGGAGAAAGCCAUUAACAAUGCAGAGCAAACGGAUACAACACUAAGUGGACUGGAGGCUUUCUCAUUCGAUUAUAUUGUGAAAUGGCCGCUCUCACUCAUCAUUAACAGGAAAGCCUUGACCAGAUACCAGAUGCUGUUUCGACAUAUGUUUUACUGUAAACACGUGGAGAGGGUGCUUUGUAAUGUUUGGAUCUGCAACAAAGACUUCAAGCAGUAUUCCCUUCAUUGUGGUAAAUGGUUUGCUGCGUCGUUUGCCCUCCGUCAGCGAAUGCUAAACUUUGUGCAGAACAUACAGUACUACAUGAUGUUUGAGGUGAUGGAGCCAACGUGGCACGUGAUGGAGAAGAAUCUCAAAACGGUGUCAAACAUUGAUGACGUUCUUCACCAUCACACCAGCUUCUUGGACAACUGCCUGAAGGACUGCAUGUUGACCAACCCAGAGCUCCUGCGAAUCUUUUCUAAACUCAUGUCUGUCUGUGUCAUGUUCACAAACUGUAUGCAGAGAUUCACUCAAAGCAAAAGGAUGGAGCGCAUCUCCUUGGAGCAAGGGUCUAUUGACGGUGCAGCCUCCCAGGGAGAACAUACUGAUGAUGAAAAGAAAAAGCUCACAACCAAGUUUUUAGCAGAACACGCCGACACCUUCCAGUCUGAUGCAAGUUUUGAGGCAACAAUAAAUAAGUUUGACAAUAACUUCAGCCUGUUACUGCUCGAUCUAUUGGACAAACUUAGCAUCUACAGCACCAAUGACUGCGAACACAGCAUGAUCAGCAUAAUUUACAGACUUGAUUUCAAUGGAUUCUACACUGAACGGUUGGAAAGGAUGGCUGUGGAGCGCAGUCAAAAGGCAGCAGCAUAGCAUGUUGAAAAUCCUCUUGUGUGUUUCAUCAAUUUACCGUCUUAAUAACCACAAUAUGUUACGUCAAAAAAAGACAUGGUAAUGAAUUGUGUAAAAUAUGUAGACUAUAUUGUAUGUUUGAAAAGAUUUUGUGAACACAUUUUAAAGUUGAUUUGCUAUGUUGACUCUGUUCUCUUGCUCUUUAUGGGUAAAUUAUUGUACAGAGGAUUACGUAAGUUUGUAUGGCGUUUCAUUAAAAGACUGAAUCUG
Molecule: messenger RNA, 3030 nt
Organism: Periophthalmus magnuspinnatus
Lineage: Eukaryota; Metazoa; Chordata; Actinopteri; Gobiiformes; Gobiidae
Gene: tubgcp2
Product: tubulin, gamma complex associated protein 2
Exons: 18
Coding region: 139-2781 (880 amino acids)
Biological process (GO): mitotic cell cycle; microtubule nucleation; meiotic cell cycle
Cellular component (GO): gamma-tubulin small complex; equatorial microtubule organizing center; centrosome
Molecular function (GO): gamma-tubulin binding; microtubule minus-end binding
Source: RefSeq, a predicted model, not a curated record